Molecule: messenger RNA, 3257 nt
Organism: Malurus melanocephalus (red-backed fairy wren)
Lineage: Eukaryota; Metazoa; Chordata; Aves; Passeriformes; Maluridae
Gene: MDFIC
Product: MyoD family inhibitor domain containing
Exons: 5
Coding region: 178-924 (248 amino acids)
Source: RefSeq, a predicted model, not a curated record
CGGGCGGGAGGAGGCGGCUGCCGGCUGAGGCGGCGGCGGAGCGGGAGCGGCGCGAAGGCUCCAGCGGCCGGGGCGCGGCGCAGGGCCGGGCGGAGCGGGAGGAAAUGCGAAGGGUCGCGUGUUAGUUUUGUUGGAGAGGGGUGCAGGCUCUCUGUUACUCGGCGAGAGAGCUGGCAGAUGUCCCAAGUGAGAGAACCUCUUCCUCCGGGGCCUGGAGGGCCAGAGCAAGCUCCGACUGAAAACAGCUCUUUGAUCUCUCUCCCUCGAGGAAAAACUGACCAAGAGACUACUGUGGCAGGAGAUAAAGACAUAAACCAGCCUUCCAGUAAUCAAAGUAUACAAGCAGAGAUACAAGAGCAGUCCAUCUGGGGAAAUAGCACUGAUGGUGACCUCAUCAGAACACAACCUCAACGUUUGCCUCAGCCAACUACUUCAGCACUGGAAAGGAGUGAGGAAAAAAGUGGCAAAAUCCAAAAUGGCCACGUGGGUCUGAGUAACGGAAGUGAAAUUCACAACGGGGUCAAACACAUGCCUGCAGACAACAGAAAGCUUUUGGCUCCUGUUUCAGAAAAAAUGCACAGGAAAAUUCAGUCCACCUUGUCUGUCAACAGCAACAACAGCAAGAAGAGUAAAAUAAGUUCUGUGUUUUCUCAGAAGCCAGGUACUUCACCAGAAGAUUGCUGUGUUCACUGUAUCCUGGCUUGCUUGUUCUGUGAAUUUCUCACCCUCUGUAACAUUGUUCUGGGACAAGCAUCCUGUGGCAUCUGCCCUUCAGAAGCCUGCUGCUGUUGCUGUGGGGACGAGAUGGGGGAUGACUGUAACUGCCCAUGUGAUAUGGAUUGUGGCAUAAUGGACGCAUGUUGUGAGUCUUCAGAUUGCUUGGAGAUCUGCAUGGAAUGCUGUGGGAUCUGCUUCCCAUCAUGAAAUAUUUAUCCCUCUCUAUUUUAUUCUCUAUAAAACUGGAGUGCUUUUCUUUAAAUACAUUUGAAGAAAGACAAGGUAAGAUUUUCACACUUGCACUGUUAAUUCCCUUUAUAUAAAUAUUUUUUUAAAAGCAAUCCUCAAAUCUGUAUUCUAACACGAAUUGUAUAGUUUUGUAUGUGAAACUAAAGCUACAUUCCAGCUUCCUUUUGGCUUUGCAAAUGGAAGAGUUUAUUGAAACUGAAUUAUAGGCCUGGUAGGCCAUAUGAAGGCAAAGUUGCCAUUUGAAUCAAGUGAUAGAUUUUGGUCAGAAUACAGGCUGCAAAGCAAAGCCUUAAAUAUUUGCCUUUACCUACUAUAAUGUUUAAACACUCAAGUGCCUCAAGUGCAUAACAUGCUUUUGCAGGCAUUCUGAAAACCAAAAUCUCUUUAUAUCUUUCUCUUUGAGUUGAAAGCAACUUUGCUCUAUUGUUUUAAACUUUAUUCAAAAGCCAGCAUCAGAAACCUGCUGUUGGGUUUGCUACAGUGAUCAUGUUGGCAAUUGUCUUUUGUUUUCAAUAUCUCAUUGAUUAGAAUGCAAUUGCUGGUAUUUUCCAUUGCUGAGAUUAUCUGACAAACUAGUCAAAUGURAGUUUUGCCCUGGACUAGAAGAGUACCAGCAUUUCUUUGUUAUCAAUCAAGAAAGAAUAGAGAACUUACCAUUUUACUUCAGAGCUAUUAUUACUUGAAAUGCCUCUUUUUUGAAACAGACUUUGGAAAUCUUUGGUGUAGACAUGAAAUAUAUCCUUAGAGUAACAAACUAGUAGACUAACAAAUCUUCAAAAUUUGGCUAUGCGAGGAAAAUUAUUAGAAGUAAAGAAUCUAAAUCUGUACAUUAAGUGAUCUGGUCAGUGUUUGUGGCUUUAGAGCCAGUGUCRCAUAACUUAGUAUUUAUUUCUUUGCUGUGUGAGAAAGAUCUACAGAGGGAGGCAGAAUUUAAACAGGGUAUAAAAACCAAAUYAAAACUGACUUGAUCAAGGAAUUCUGCCAUUAAAUGCAAAAAGCAAGUGAAAAAAUGUUUAUUCUCAGAUACUUUUAAAAUAUUUUUUAAAGUUUUUGUUUUAAAAAAGAUGUUAAAAUAUAUGAUAUGCUUUAAAAUAAAAGGAUUGGGAUUUAAAAUGUUUGAAAAAUAUAGUUAGGAUCUGUUGGACCCAGCUGUUAUGCCAUUAAGGCUUUCCAAGAAAUAUCUCUUUUGUAAUUGUAAUUGUGGAACACAUUAAGAGAUUUAUGGCAUUCCCAGAUUUAGGGAAUCAAAGUACCCAUUUUCUUUACCAUCUUUUAAUUUCUCCUCUCUAUGUCUGUAGCUCAAGAACUUUUCUGUGUAAACCACCUACCCAUCUUGAUCUCACAUACUUAAACUUUCCUAUUUACACUCCRGAUGUCCCAUUUAUAGGCUGUAGAUUUGUAGAUCUCCUAAAUUCAGUCCUUGUUACAAGAGUCAUUAAUAGCCAGUAGCAUAUGUGUGUUGAGUGAAUUGGCCAUAAAUGUCUCUUUCUACUAUAGUGAAUUCAGUUAAUGCAAAUGUGACAAGCUAAAAAUCACAGGAGUGUGAAGCUAAGUCAACAAAUGGUCUGAUACUAACCAAAGCUUCUUCUUGUGAACACUGACUGGUAGUGCCUACUACUGCAAGUUAUCACUGAAGCCAAAUCUCAACUAUACUAGGGAGCUGGGAAGUGUUAUAUUUUGCCUUAAUGUAUGUAGUGUUGUGGUGUGUUCUGAUGCAAUGCAGAUUCACCCUCAGAGGCUUUCCUGAUCUGGUUUUUGAUAGUUGCUACAAGUAUUAUUUCUUAUUAUGGUUUGGAGUUUUUUUGGGGUUUUUUUUUUCCAUAUAUUGGGCCAUAUUCUGMUCUGUAUUGCAUUUCCAUUCAUGUCAGAAUUUUCCAUUGGUUAAAUUCCAGUUAGAGAGCAUAAAAAUAUUAUGGUAAUAGGCAGGCUAAUAAGGAAUCAUGUAGUUAAAUUGAUAAAUUCCCAGUGCUCAGAAUCAGGCCCAUGGGGCUCAAUUAUGACUCCUAAAAGGCUGAACCACAUUGGGAUGGGGGAAGAGGUGCCUUGGUUGAGUGGCAUUGCCUGGAGGCAUUUUGUCUUUGUAAGGCAUGAUGCCUCUGGGGAAAUUGGGGCAUCACAGUGAGCAUUGGGACUCAAUGCACCUUGGAAAAAGUCUAGACAGUGCUUUGUCCAUUGUAUGUCUAUGGUUGACACMGUGGUUGUGGGAACAUGUUCUCUGGGGCUAGACGGCACCAUGAACUGUCUUCCCUCAUGUCCUUCUGGUCACAGAGAGGUGAAUUAUGGCUGUUUCU